Molecule: messenger RNA, 1455 nt
Organism: Closterium sp. NIES-65
Lineage: Eukaryota; Viridiplantae; Streptophyta; Zygnematophyceae; Desmidiales; Closteriaceae
Source: the annotation of a GenBank genome assembly
AUGGCUGCCACCUCGGGAUUGUCGACCGCAGUUUCCGUUCCCGCCAAGCUCAGCCACGUGGCAUCCUCCAGCAACGGCAUCUCCGGUGCCGCGACCUCUGUCGCUUUCCCCUCCGCGAAGCGAGCGGUGCGUGCGGGAUCGAGCGUGGCGGAGGGGCGCGGGAAGUGCCGAUGCUCGACGGCGGAGAUUCUCCACGACGGCGCGCGGGAUCCGCUGCUGCUGCGCGUGGCGCGCGGAGAAGACGCGGAGAGGACGCCCGUGUGGCUCAUGCGCCAGGCGGGGCGCUACAUGAAAGACUUCCGCAAGUACGUGCUUCCGCCCCCCGCCCCCCUCUCCGCACGCUUCCUUUCCGAACCCUGUAGCGCUGUCACAACGAAAGAACUAUCCUCCCUCAACAAUUCAAACCUUCCUCCCCCCUCCCCGCCUCCUCUUCCCCCAUCUCUGUGUCGUUUCCCCCGUGUCCCACGCCUGAGGUUCUCGGACAAGUAUCCGUUCCGCAUGCGGUCGGAGACGGCGGAGAUUGCGAUCGAGCUGACGCUGCAGCCGUGGAAGGCGUUCGGCACGGACGGCGUGAUCAUGUUCUCUGAUAUCCUCACCAUCCUGCCCGCGCUCGGGGUGGAAUUCGACAUGGUCAAGGGCAAGGGGCCUGUCAUUGCAGACCCGCUGCGCACCGCGGCGGACCUGCGCGACCUCAAGCCCCUGGAGGACCCGGAUGCCAAGCUGCCGUUCAUCCGCGAGAUCCUCACUUCGCUGCGGCGCGAGCUGGCGGGCAGCGAGGCGACGCUGCUGGGGUUUGUGGGCACGCCGUGGACGCUGGCAGCAUACGCCAUCGAGGGGCAGGGCAGCAAGAACCUGCUCGCCACCAAACGCAUGAUGCUGCAUGAGCCGGAGCUGCUGCAUGGCAUCCUGGCGGCCUUGGAGGACGCUCUAGUCGUCUAUGUGAGCCACCAGAUCAGCUGUGGGGCGCACAUCGUGCAGCUCUUUGACUCGUGGGCACACCACCUCACACCCGCCCAGUUCGCCGAGUUCAGCCUGCCGUACGCCGAGCGCAUCGUGCAGCGCGUGAAGCAGCUGCACCCGCACACGCCGCUCAUCUUCCAUGGGAAUGGCGGCACCGGCAAGCUGCACCUGGUGCAGCAGGGGAGCAGUGCUGACGUGGUGGGGCUCGACUGGGGCACUGAUAUGGCUGAGGCUAGGCGUGUGUUUGGCAGUGAUACCGUGCUGCAGGGGAAUGUGGACCCGAUGGUUCUGUUUGGUCCAGAGGCGUCCAUCAGAGCAGCUGUGGCUGAUUGCUUGAGCAAGGCAGGAGGCAGGAAGCACAUCCUCAAUGUGGGGCAUGGAGUGGUGCAGGGGACUCCUGAAGAAUCUGUGGCACUGUUUUGCAAGCUUGCCCAGGAGAGUGGACGGUCAGCUCAAGGUGUAGAGGCAGCUGCUGCUGUGCAUUCAACUGCUUGA